GGCCGCCGUCAAGGCCAAUGUGAACAUCGUGUUACUCAUCAAGGACGGAGCCCGCUGGCCCGACCUAGACGGUAACCCCGUGUGCGACUUCCCGCCGCCACACCUGCUGCGCUCGCUGCCGGCCGAGGUGCAGCCCGUCUUCACGCGCAAGCCGGUGGUGCACAACGACGAGUACUACCGCGCGUUUGUGGAGGCGCUGUUUGACAAGCUCUACCGUCCGCCGCCCAUGACUCCCCCCCUGGAGCAGUCCACCUCCCUCAGCGGCCUGCCCUCCGCGCCCCUCGACCUCCUCGACCCCGCAGCCGCAGCAGCAGCCGCUGUAGCGGCCGCAGCAGGCUACGUCACCACCCCCGUCUCCGCGCACCACAUGCACCACCAACUGGGUCACCCUGGAUCCGCGCACUCCGCCCACAUGCACCCCCAUGGGCCCGGCUCCGCGCAUUCCGCACACCUACACACCUCCCACGGACCGCACUCCGCGCACCACCCGCUUCCCCACCCCUCGGCACAUGGCCACUCCUCCGCGCAUUCCCCGCACCAUUCCGCACACUACCUGCCCCACCCCCACCACCACCUGGCCUCCGCAACCCACCCCGUUCAUUCCGGGCAUGGAGCGGCGCACCAUCCCCCCCUGGGUCACAUCAUGUCCGGCCACCACCACCACCACCAGCUGCAACAGCAGCACCACCACCAGCAGCCCGGAUCCGCGCACUCCUUUGACGGCUCCGGGCACCUGUUGAUGUCGCAGCAUCUCAACCAGCAUCAUGACGCACAUCAGGCGGCGGCAGCGGCCGCAGCAGCCGCAAUGGCGGCAGCAGCCUUUGCUACAGCGGGUCACGGCGGGUUGAACAAUCCCGCUGCGUAUACCAUGAUUGGGAACCCUUGGCCCGCUGCUGCGACUGCGGCGGAGGCCGCGGCGUUGUUGAAUGCAACGUUGCAUGGGGGAGGAGGGAGUGCGGGGCCGGGCGGGAUGCACCCCAACAGCGCGAGUGCGGUUGAGAUGGCGGCGCACCACCCGCAUUUGCUGCUGCAGCAGGAGUGGAUGCAGCAGGCGCUGCAAGCGGCUCAGCUGGCGGCGCAAGCGCAUCAGCAGCAUCAGGGCUCGGAUGGUAACGGUACCGCAGCACAAACGACGGGGGAUGCUCAACAGCAGCAGCAGCCACAGCAAGACGCCAACCAGCACCAGGACUCCCAGCAGCAGCAAGAAGCAGCGCAUGGGCAGCUGGGGCACGGGCAGCCCCUGGUUUCCCCGCAUCGUCUGCCCCAGCUGCUGUUCCACAACGCCCUCAGCGACCCGGGGGCUUUCACGGGGGCUACAACGGCGGCUGGGGGGAGCGAUACCGCGGCGUCAGGAGGCAAAGCGCUCACGGAGCUGCAGGCCGAGCUCGGCGCCGCUCGUCGCGACUUGAUCAGCGAGGUCACGGGUCUGGGUCGCUCGCUGCUCAGCGGGCAACAGGAGCUGCGUCAGGCGCUUCAGGCGGAGGUAGCCGCCAGCGCGCGACUGGUUUCCGGCGAGGUUCGAACGCUGGUUCUGGAGGCGCAGUCUCAGGUGCAUGGGCUCAAAGUGGAGUUGGCGGAUGUACGGCAGGAGCUGCUGACGAGCCGUCAGCAGCAUGCGGAGAUGCGUGGCAUGGUGGCUCAGCUGCUGGACGGCAUGGGCUCGCUCAUGCAGCGGAAUGUACAGC
Messenger RNA from Astrephomene gubernaculifera, 1685 nucleotides. NCBI's taxonomy places the organism in Eukaryota, Viridiplantae, Chlorophyta, Chlorophyceae, Chlamydomonadales, Astrephomenaceae. The record is from the annotation of a GenBank genome assembly.